AUGGCAGAGGUAUUGUGCAAACCCAGGAAUGUUUCCCAUACUUUGUAUAAGUUAAAUGAUUGGAUUGAAAAGGGCAUGAUAAAUGUUAGUCCUGAAUUUCAACGAGUAGACGAUAAUCGUAUGAUACGAAAAUGUAUCGAUGGAAAGCAAAGAUUAACAUCAAUUAGCAGAUUCAUGAAGAAUGAAAUACCUCAUUUAGUGCCUUCCGAAAAGACUAGUUCGAAGCGCUACUUUACGAAUCAUAAAGGAGCAAGAUCAAUAACUGACACUGAGAGAGAGUUGUUUGAAUGUUCAGAAAUUGUGUUUGAAUAUUAUGAUCUCACACAAAUACAAGAACGAGAAAUCUUUAGUCGUGUUCAACUUGGGAUUUCAUUAACUCCAGCAGAAAAACUUUGGGCAAUCAGUAGUACGAUGUCAGAAUUUUUGCAUAAAACUUAUGAAACUUAUAAUAUUAUUACACAAAUCAUGGAUACAAAACGUGGAAAAUUAUUUCAUGUUAUGGCACAAUUAUUUUUCAUUAUUGAAAAUGAACCUCAAAGACUUAAUGCAAGACCUAAAGUUAUUGAAGAAUACUUAAGAAAUACUCGUGAAAUUCCUAUUCAUUUUCAAGAAACAAUUAAACGUGUUUUUGAUACUUUGACAUUAUUGAUAGAAAUCAAUCCUGAUAUUUUUCAUAAAAAUCAUCGAUUAUCACCUAUUGAAUUCGUUUUCUUUUCCUGGAUUAUCGCUAAAAAUCAAAGGUUUUCUUUAUUACAAUGUCAAGAAUGUUUACUUAAGAUGAAGAAACAUGUAAGAGAACAUCAUGAAGAUACACGGUUUAAUGAUAAGGUUUAUACAACUUUAAAAAUAUUCAUGGAUAAUCUCGACUUUGAAGAUUUUAAUGAUUCAUCGUCGUCUUAUGAGUCUUAUGAUAAUUUGCCAGCCAAGAAACGGAUUAAAUCUACAUGA
This is a messenger RNA of Dentiscutata erythropus, 948 nucleotides long. NCBI's taxonomy places the organism in Eukaryota, Fungi, Glomeromycota, Glomeromycetes, Diversisporales, Gigasporaceae. The record is from the annotation of a GenBank genome assembly.